UCGUACUACCUACCUACAGCCUACGACAAGUGGGCUUAAACUACGAGUCAUAAAUCUCGCAAACUCAUGCGGCAGACGGACCCGAUGGUGAUCGGCGGAAUGAAUGUUGGUUGUGUCGCAUCAUACUUCGGGGGCAAGAAUAUCCUCAUCACCGGAUCAACUGGGUUCCUUGGAAAAGUGCUCGUGGAGAAGAUACUGAGGGUUCAGCCUGGUGUGAGAAAGGUCUUCCUCUUGGUUCGAGCUACCAAUGACGAAUCCGCAAGACACCGAAUCCAGACCGAGGUAACACGGAGGGAAAUCUUCCAAGUUCUCAGAGAAAAGUAUGGCAAUGGAUUCGGAGAUUUCAUCCAAGAAAAGGUGUGCCCUCUGGCAGGAGACGUUAUCUGUGAGGAUUUUGGACUAGACACUGCCAAGCUGAAAGAACUGUCCAAGAAUAUGGACAUCAUCGUGAAUGGUGCUGCAACUACGAAUUUCUAUGAAAGAUACGAUGUAGCUUUUGACACUAACGUCUUGGGAGCGAAGCACAUGUAUGCAUUUGCGAACAAGUGCAUCAAACUAAAAAUGCUGCUUCACAUUUCAACAGCUUACGUAAGCGGUGAACAAGAGGGACUAAUACUAGAGAAACCAUUCAUAAUGGGCGAUACACUACGGGCAGGCACACAUUUAGAUGUCGAAUCUGAGCUAAAUCUGAUCAAACAUACCAAGAUGGAACUGAAUGCUAACUGUGCUACAGAAAGGGCUGAGAGGAAAACCAUGAAGGAACUUGGCCUCAAGAGAGCAAGGCAUUUCGGGUGGCCAAAUACCUACGUUUUCACCAAGGCAAUGGGCGAGAUGCUGCUGGGGCACCUAGAAGGUGACCUUCCAGUUGUCAUCGUCAGGCCAAGCAUCAUAACUAGCAUCCUCAAGGACCCAUUGCCUGGAUGGAUAGAAGGAGUUAGGACAAUUGACUCUGUUAUCUUGGGUUACACCAAGCAGGCCUUGAAAUUCUUUCUAGUAGACCCCGAUGCCAUAAUGGACGUGGUGAGUUUGCAUCCUCACAUCCAAAACUUCAACAUAAUGGACGUGGUGAGUUUGCAUACUCACAAGUCAUACCAUUAUUUCGAGUUUGGACAGAUUCCGGGGGACAUGGUGGUGAACUCUAUGAUGGUAGCCAUGGCGGCGCACACAGAGGAAAAGGUGCAGACCGUCUAUCACUUGACGUCAUCUGUGAGCAACCCGACGUCUUACACCACUCUCCAGGAGUCAGGCCAUCGCUACUUCAAGGACAACCCGCCCCGAGGGGAGAACGGCGAGCCCAUCCGGCUGAACAAUAUGCGCUUCUUCAGCACGGUCGUCAGGCUCCGCGCGUACAUCGUCAUCAAGUACAAGUUCCCUCUUGAGGUCCUCCACCUGGUGAACGUGCUGCUCUGUGGCCUUUUCUCGCGGCGCUACAAUGAGCUCAACGGAAAAUACAGAUUGGCCAUGCAUCUGAUUGAGCUCUAUGCGCCUUACACCUUAUUCAAAGGACGCUUUGAUGACAUGAACCUUGAGAAGCUGAGGAAAGCGAUGGAGAGUAAUAGAGAUGGAGGAGAAUACUGCUUUGAUUUCGAUCUCAGGAGAAUCGACUGGGACGACUAUUUCUACAGGGUUCACUUUCCAGGCGUCCUCAAGUAUCUUGCGUGACUUGAGUUACAUUCAACCAACUAAAUAAAUGCUACCUUUGAACGCACUGUUGCAAAGCUCUCAUGGAUGUGUUUUACCUUCGCUGCUGUAGUUGUGUAUGUUCCAUAUAUCUAUCUAUGAUGCGGCAUUAAUAAAGCUCUGAACGUAUAAAGGAUA
Messenger RNA from Triticum dicoccoides, 1818 nucleotides. RefSeq names its product alcohol-forming fatty acyl-CoA reductase-like. Gene Ontology annotation, molecular function: alcohol-forming very long-chain fatty acyl-CoA reductase (NADP+) activity. Gene Ontology annotation, cellular component: intracellular membrane-bounded organelle. Gene Ontology annotation, biological process: suberin biosynthetic process; long-chain fatty-acyl-CoA metabolic process. The record is from RefSeq and is a predicted model, not a curated record. Bases 67 to 1662 code for a protein of 531 amino acids. Lineage: Eukaryota; Viridiplantae; Streptophyta; Magnoliopsida; Poales; Poaceae. The transcript is spliced from 9 exons.